Messenger RNA from Alligator sinensis (Chinese alligator), 783 nucleotides. RefSeq names its product WW domain binding protein 1 (gene WBP1). The transcript is spliced from 2 exons. The record is from RefSeq and is a predicted model, not a curated record. Lineage: Eukaryota; Metazoa; Chordata; Crocodylia; Alligatoridae. Gene Ontology annotation, molecular function: WW domain binding. The coding region runs from base 1 to 783 and encodes 260 amino acids.
AUGCUGGCCUCCUUCAAGCUGCCGGCCUACGAGGAGGUGGCGCACCGCCCCAGCACGCCGCCGCCCCCCUACAGCGCCAUCCUGGCCCAGCUGGGCGGCCCGCACAGCCGCCUGGGCUCCAGCACGCCCACGCUGUCGCCCAGCUCGGGCAACUCCAGCAGCUGCUCGUGCGAGUCGAGCUGCCUGACCUCGCCCAGCAGCACGUCGCUCUCGGUGCAGAUCACGGAUGAGACGGAGCGCAGCCGGGCCAGCACGCCCAGCGACGAGGGCGGCACCAGCACGGGCACCGGCGCCAGCUGGGAGCUGCCUGAGGAGGCGGGGCCGCACGAGGCCGUGCCACGCCACCCACUCUUCUCCUCCAACGUGGACUUCUUCGAGGCCGACUCGCACCGCUGCUCCGACAUCGAGGAGGAGGACGAGGACCAGGACGAGGAGGAGGGCGGCAGCGCAGGGCAGGCCACGGCCCAGGCCGAGGGCGAGCACUUCCGGCACCGGCGCCUCACGGGCGACUCGGGCAUCGAGGUGGGGCGGUGCCAGGAGGAGGAGGGCGCGGACGACAGCGAGGAGGAGAUGCAGCUGCUGGGCAAGGCCGGGCCCGAGUCACCGCAGCGGGCCGAGUGCAAGAGCCUCUGCGGCGUCCCCAGCGAGGGCGGCAGCGAGGAGCCUGGCUCAGCUGCCUGGCCGUGCCAGGGCCCCGCAGCGCUCGGCUCCACUGCCUUCCGGGUGGAGAAAUGGCUCUGCCCCCGCCUGCAGGUCCGUGCUCGGGCGCGGGGACUCCAGUAG